Molecule: messenger RNA, 639 nt
Organism: Brassica oleracea var. oleracea
Lineage: Eukaryota; Viridiplantae; Streptophyta; Magnoliopsida; Brassicales; Brassicaceae
Exons: 2
Coding region: 1-639 (212 amino acids)
Source: RefSeq, a predicted model, not a curated record
AUGAAUGUUUUUAACUCACAGGCCACCUGGGAGGUGCUACGACCGAGACAGCCGAUUCAACCCUGGCACGACAUUGUGUGGUUCAAAGGAGCUGUCCCGAAGCACGCUUUCACGAUGUGGGUAGCUAACUAUGACAGAUUACCAACAAGAGCUAGACUGGUGUCAUGGGGUCUUUCUAUACCCAUUAUGUGCCCCUUCUGUAACGCAAUGCCUGAAACCAGGGACCAUCUGCUCCUCUCAUGCCAGUAUAGCUUCGAAGUUUGGUCUUUAGUCUUCAGUAGAUGCAGUAGUUCUCACCGGAGAAUUGCAGACUGGGAUGAGUUUUUAUCUUGGAUUCGAGCUGCCCAAUCUAGGACGAACCUUCUGCUGUGGAAGCUGGCUUCUCAAGCGGUUGUGUUCCAUCUUUGGAAACAGAGGAACAACCUGAUUCAUAACAACGCCUCUAUGCCUGCUGCAAACGUAUUCAGGGAUAUUGACAGGGUGAUGAAGAACAUCAUCUCUUCUAGGAGAUCGAUCUACGACAAAUCUUGGCAUUUGGUGGCGCGUGCUCUCGUGUGGAGACUCCUCCGUACCGGAUCUGUUCUUCAUCGUCGUGUUUAUUUCAUCGGAGUUCGGACGGAGUGGAGCAGUGGCGCGUGA